AUGGUUUUCAGCUACGUCGACAAAAAGGAACAGCAACGGACAAAUUCACGCCAAAGUCUUGAGCGAUAUCUGUUCUAUUUUAAUAGAUACAGUACGCAUGAGCAAAGUUUGCAGUUGGAGAUGAAGCUCAAAAAGAAAGUGGCCACCAAAAUGGACCAGAUUGCAAACGCUACAAAGGCCUAUGUCGAAGGCAAGUGCCUGGAACAGGGCGUGGAAGUUCUCUCCCAGUGCCGUCAAACACUGAUGUACUCCUACGUCUUCGCCUUCUUCCUUCAAAAGGAUAACAACUCUCAAAUUUUCGAGGACAACCAAAAAGAUCUGGAGGCAGCGACUGAGAAUCUUUCAGAGCUAUUGGAGAAGGAUAUCGACGGAGACGACUUCUCGAAGUUAUUCAAACAGGUCCAAGACAAAUCUCGCUACGUGGACGCUCGUCGGAAAGUGCUUUUAGAACACUGCACCGAAGGAUACGACAAGAAUUUUUGGAAAUUCACAACUGCCGCAUUUCGAUAA
Molecule: messenger RNA, 510 nt
Organism: Caenorhabditis briggsae
Lineage: Eukaryota; Metazoa; Nematoda; Chromadorea; Rhabditida; Rhabditidae
Exons: 3
Coding region: 1-510 (169 amino acids)
Source: RefSeq, a predicted model, not a curated record